UGGAAGAGUAGUAUUGUUCGCGACGUCCUUUCUUCCAAGCACCAAACGACUAGAAUUUGAGUUAUUUACAGAAUGUCUGUAGGGGCCCCUCAAAUUCCAAUUAUUGUUCUGAAAGAAGGCACUAAUGAUUCGCAGGGUCGUGGUCAACUGCUCUCGAACAUUAAUGCUUGCGUCGCUGUCCAAGAUACCAUUCGGACAACCCUUGGACCUUUGGGAGCUGACAAAUUGAUGGUUAAUGACAGAGGUGAGGUUGUCAUUUCGAAUGACGGCGCUACUAUCAUGAAGCUACUUGACAUUGUUCAUCCUGCAGCCAAGACUCUUGUGGACGUUGCUCGCGCUCAAGAUGCUGAGGUUGGCGAUGGUACUACGUCUGUAGUCGUCUUUGCUGGUGAAUUAUUACGGGAAGCCCGCAAUUUUGUGGAAGACGGUGUUAGCUCGCACUCAAUUAUUCGCGGCUACCGUAAAGCUGCUCAAUUAGCAGUCAACAAAAUCAAAGAAAUAGCCAUUCAAUUAGAUUUAUCAGAUGAAACAAAAUUACGCGAUUUGUUGACGAAAUGUGCUGCUACUGCCAUGAGUUCCAAACUAAUUCGUUCCAAUUCAUCUUUCUUUACGAAAAUGGUUGUAGACGCCGUCCUUACUUUAGACAGAGAAGAUUUAAAUGAAAACUUGAUUGGUAUAAAAAAGGUUCCAGGCGGUGCUAUGGAAGAUUCUCAGCUGGUAAAUGGUGUUGCUUUCAAAAAGACUUUUUCAUACGCAGGAUUUGAGCAACAACCCAAAUACUUUAAAAAUCCUAAGAUUCUUUGCUUGGAUGUCGAGCUGGAACUGAAGGCUGAAAAGGACAAUGCUGAAGUUCGUGUCGACAAGGUUCAGGAAUACCAAAACAUUGUGGAUGCUGAAUGGCGCAUUAUUUUUUCAAAAUUAGAGGCUACUGUUGCCACUGGUGCCAAGGUUGUUUUGUCUAAGCUUCCCAUCGGAGAUUUGGCUACUCAAUACUUCGCUGACCGUGAUAUCUUCUGCGCUGGUAGAGUGGGUACUGAUGACUUAAACCGCGUUGUUGAAGCUGUCGGCGGUUCCAUUCAAUCAACAUGUUCGAAUAUUGAAGAACAUCACCUCGGAACUUGCAGCACUUUUGAAGAACGCCAGAUCGGUGGUGAGCGCUUCAAUUUAUUUGAAGGUUGUCCCAAGUCGAAGUCCUGCACCCUUAUUCUUCGUGGUGGUGCUGACCAGUUUAUCGCAGAAGUUGAGCGCUCUUUACAUGAUGCUAUCAUGAUUGUUAAGCAUGCAUUGAAGAAUAAUCUUGUUGUAGCAGGUGGUGGUGCCUGUGAAAUGGAACUUUCUAAAUAUCUUCGGGAUUACUCCCUUACCAUUUCUGGAAAACAACAAAACUUCAUUGGAGCUUUCGCUCGUUCUUUGGAAGUUGUCCCUCGCCAACUUUGUGACAAUGCUGGUUUUGACUCCACUGAUAUAUUGAACAAACUCCGAAUGAUGCAUGCUAAAGGUGAUAAAUGGGCUGGUGUUGAUAUGGCAACCGAAGGUGUUGCCAACAAUUUUGAAAAGUUUGUAUGGGAACCGAGUUCUGUCAAAUCUAAUGCAAUCAUGUCAGCAGCGGAAGCAGCUACUUUAGUUCUUUCUGUCGACGAAACUAUAAUGAAUGAGCCUUCCAAACAACCUCAGGGUCCACAAGGUGGUAUGCCUCCCGGUGCUGCACAAAGGAUUAUGCGUGGCAGAGGUCGUGGUAUGCCUCGUUGAUGUGCUAUGUUGAUGAUUGAACAAAAGAGAAGACUGGGAAAAAAAUUAAAAUAUAUUGCAAAACUUUGGUUACUUUUUAUGCACUUCUUUUUUAAGUAUAAAUUUUCAGUUUAAAGAUUAGUAAGGAGUAAUUGAUGUUUGUUUUUGCAUAUGAAAGUAUCUACUACAUAUUUUUCGUUGAUACCCUUAUGAAAUAUAGAAACUAGAAAACCAAAGCUUUUAUUUUUCCGACGUAUCCUUAUAUCCUUCAGACUAUGGAAAAUGUUUGCUGCUGUGUGAUUUCUCAGCUAAUUGUAGUAAAAACUCAUUAUAUACUUAUGCA
Schizosaccharomyces cryophilus OY26 is the source of this 2071-nucleotide messenger RNA. RefSeq names its product chaperonin-containing T-complex eta subunit Cct7. The transcript is spliced from 3 exons. Gene Ontology annotation, molecular function: ATP-dependent protein folding chaperone; ATP binding; ATP hydrolysis activity. Lineage: Eukaryota; Fungi; Ascomycota; Schizosaccharomycetes; Schizosaccharomycetales; Schizosaccharomycetaceae. The coding region runs from base 73 to 1749 and encodes 558 amino acids. Gene Ontology annotation, cellular component: chaperonin-containing T-complex. Gene Ontology annotation, biological process: protein folding. The record is from RefSeq and is a predicted model, not a curated record.